AUGGACCGGGUCCCGUGUAAGUGGGUUGUAGUUGGAUCUUGCAGAAACACUUUGGGAUUUUUUCAGAUCACAAAGUGGGUGGAGAGUUACAAUUGCUAUGGAGAAGUGAUAUCUAACAAUAACCGAUGUAUAACAGCAAGUAUGAUUGCUUCUGAAAUUUUGUCACAGGUGCGGGAGGAUUUAACUUAUAAAGUCAAACAGAUCCAGACGCAAGUAAAAACAACUUUCAAUGUCGAUGUGACCCAUGCCAAGGCGUGGAAUGCAAGAAGGAUGGCGAUUGAAAUGUUGUAUGGAACAUGGCCGAGUAACUUUGAUGCAUUGUCCAAGUAUAUUGCUGAAUUACAAUGUGCUAACCCAGACACUGUUGUGGAAGGGUUCCAUUAUCCAACCAGUUCAAGCCGUAUACAAACAUUCAAGUUUGUAUUUUGGGCAUUUGGACCGGCAAUUAAGGCAUUCCAACGUUGUAUUCCAGGGAUCUUUGUCGAUGGCACUCAUUUGAAAGGCAGCUACAAGGGUAAGUUGAUAACUGUAGUGACGAAGAACGCCAAUGGACAAUUAUUGCCUGUCGCUUUUGCCUUGGUUGAUGAAGAGUCUAAUGAAAGUUGGGGAUGGUUUUUAAAUCUCUUCCAAGAGCAUGUCGGAUCGCAGUUGCAGGGUGAUUUGUGUAUCAUUUCAGACCGUUACCAAGGCAUACUUAAUGCAGUGAACCAAAUUGACGAGUGGCAUCAUCGGUAUUGUUUGAGGCACGUUUGUAGCAAUGUCAACUCCCACUUCAAGAAUAGGAGAAUCAAAAAUUUGGCUUGGGUUAUCGGUUCUACAUCCCAACCAUCCAAGUAUUCUUGGGCGGUGAAUCAAGUCAAAGGUGAAGAUGAUUGUGUUUGGCCGUAUUUGAGAAACAUUGGUUUGGAUAAGUGGACUCUAAGACACGACUCGGGGCUUCGUCGUUGGGGUAACUUAACGACAAACAUUGCCGAGUGCCAAAACAAUGUCCUUGGAAAGGCUCGAAUGCUACCUAUUAGAGCUUUAAUUGAAACCACUUUUACUUGGACAAGAGACCAUUUUGCCAGUCAAUACUGGAAGGCCAGUAAUUGGAAACCACCACUAGCUCGCAAAACGUGGGAGGUUUAUCAGAUGCGUGAAAGAGCCUCGACAAGCCAUAGGGUGGAAGUGUUUGAUGAAUGA
Erigeron canadensis is the source of this 1182-nucleotide messenger RNA. RefSeq lists its product as uncharacterized. Bases 1 to 1182 code for a protein of 393 amino acids. The transcript has a single exon. The record is from RefSeq and is a predicted model, not a curated record. NCBI's taxonomy places the organism in Eukaryota, Viridiplantae, Streptophyta, Magnoliopsida, Asterales, Asteraceae.